AUGAAACGGAUAUCACCGCUGAACAAGAGUCGCGUUCCAGCCAAAGGUCGCAAGAAACCUUCCACACGGAUGAAGAGGCGUUCUGCAGGUAAAAAAGAGACAAUGAAUCUGCGUAAAAGUCUGCGACGGGACGCGCAAACCAAUGGGCGUAACAGCCAGCCAUGUCAUGGUGGCACAUUUCCAAAGGCAGAUACCGAGCCUCAGCUGGGAGAUAAAGAGGAAGUAGACGCAUACGAACCGGAACCGACCAGCCACGGUUCGCCGAGAAGCGAAGCACAAGUCGAGAUUCUGUUGCAAUAUGAUUGUCCUAUGGUGGAUGAGAUGGACUUUUCGAGUGCUGGAGAACUGGAAGACUGGAUCGACGAACCAGAGUCCGAGCCAGUCAAUAAUCACGAUACAGUGAGUUUAGCAUUCAGCCGACAAACGAUUGCGCAUUGGAAUGCAAAUAUGCGAUUGCCCGCGCACAGGGACGAAAUUCCAAUCCACGAACGACUCGCACGGCAGAAUCGCAUUCGACUCGAAAACGAAUUGCAAGUGUACCAUGCAGAGUUGGAGAGCGUAUGGGACAUGUUUCAAGUUGCCGUCUCUGGCGUAACCGACCGACUCGAAGUCUUGAUGCUCGCCUACACGUUUAUGCGCAUGUUGGACAGCCUGCCGAUCGCGUAA
Serendipita indica DSM 11827 is the source of this 666-nucleotide messenger RNA. The record is from the annotation of a GenBank genome assembly. NCBI's taxonomy places the organism in Eukaryota, Fungi, Basidiomycota, Agaricomycetes, Sebacinales, Serendipitaceae.